AUGGGUCACUAUGGAGCACCAUUGUCUCCAACCAAGACUGACGCCCUCCCCACAACCACACCCAAUAUCACUCCCUUAUCUCCGAGUCUGGCUGGCCUCCAAACAGCCAUACUCCAGCUAGUCUCGACGGUGGACACUUUGCGUGCAGAACUGAAGAAUGAAAUUGCUGAGAUCAAAACCGACAUGGCUGCAUUACGCAAGGAUGUUAGCGACCUCCAACACCAGGUUCAAGGGCUUGAAACCCAGCAACACAUAUUGGCCCAAAGGGUCACCAGCCUCGAGGUGGCCCAGGCACACAUGUCCUCAUCGUCGUCUUCGGGGUCCAAUCAUACACAAGCAUCAUCGGACAUUGCAUCGGGAGAUAGUGCUGCAGAAGAUGUGACGGCCUCUCAUGCUGCUCAUAUUCAAGUCUGA
This is a messenger RNA of Mycena indigotica, 414 nucleotides long. RefSeq lists its product as uncharacterized. NCBI's taxonomy places the organism in Eukaryota, Fungi, Basidiomycota, Agaricomycetes, Agaricales, Mycenaceae. The coding region runs from base 1 to 414 and encodes 137 amino acids. The transcript is spliced from 3 exons. The record is from RefSeq and is a predicted model, not a curated record.